Molecule: messenger RNA, 4949 nt
Organism: Anopheles cruzii
Lineage: Eukaryota; Metazoa; Arthropoda; Insecta; Diptera; Culicidae
Gene: ear
Product: protein AF-9
Exons: 2
Coding region: 1-3042 (1013 amino acids)
Biological process (GO): regulation of DNA-templated transcription
Cellular component (GO): super elongation complex
Source: RefSeq, a predicted model, not a curated record
AUGUCGGUGAAAAUAUUUGUAGAAAUCGGUCACGUGGCCACCGUCAAGAGCCGGCCUACGGCCGAGGGCUACACGCACGACUGGGAGCUGUUUGUGCGCGGUCCGGACGGGGCCGACAUCAGCCACUUUGUCGACAAGGUGGUCUUCAAUUUGCACGAUUCGUUCCCACGACCGAAGCGAGUUUUCAAAGAACCGCCCUAUCGUGUGAAGGAAGCCGGCUACGCAGGAUUUAUGUUGCCGGUUGAGGUGUACUUUAAAAAUCGUGACGAUCCGAAGAAAGCCCUGUUCAACUACGAUCUCGAUCUUACACCAGUCAAAAGCCAGCGUGAGGAGUAUGUCUUUCUCAACCCUUCGGAUGAGUUCCGGCGGAAGCUCCUGAAGGGCGGCGGUUUUCCAGUGGCAGGCGGUGGUGCAGCUGGGACCGGAACCGGCGGCAGUAGCAGCAGUGCCAGCACUGAUUAUAAAGCCAACCGUGGCCAUAUCGGUGGGGACCGAUCGGGCACGUCGCAAGAGAAAAAAUUGAAAUCCAAAUCCUCGACGGACGACUCGAAAGGAUCGUUUGCGAAUCUAUUUGGUCCACCGGGCUACAUUUCCCAUAAACCGGGCAGCGGCGGCGGUAGUAAGGUGUCGCCGGAUCCAAAGCAACAACAAUCAGCCGGAUCAUCCGCUGGUGCUGGCAGUAAGACGUCGCCUGGUGGUGGUGGUGGCGGCGCACCGGCCAGCAUUAGCAACAACUCCAGUGCCAGUGGCAAGGGCCAAGUGAGUCAGAAAUCGUCGAACGACCGCAACAGCAGCAGCAUCAGCAAUGUGCCUGGCUCAUCGUCAUCGAUUUCGUCGUCGAAGGAGAAGGACAAAUCUUCCUCCCGCCACAAGCACUCGAGCCCGAACAAGGAAAGCAAAAAGUCCUCUUCCAGCGCGGGCACCGUGCCGGUCCCGUCGUCCGGCAUGAUGGAGGAAAAGCACAGUAAAGACAAGAAGGACAAAACCCACUCGAAGGAGCGAGACAAAGCCAAUGGCAAGGAAAAGAACUCCAGCAGUAACAACGCCGCUGGUGGAGGCGUGCCAGUGCUGGCAUCGUCAUCCGUCGCGUCCGUGAAACGACCCGUAACGGCCAGUCCCAAGCGCAACAGCACCACGCCUGCUGUCAGUUCGAAUUCAAACGGUAGUGUUAGUAAUAAUAGUAAUAAUCCUACAGUUCCUACUAGUGGUACGAGCAGUACUAGCGCCUCGGCUUCCGGUGGCCCCCUCGGCGGGGCCAAAGGAUCGGACGGCAAACGAAGCGCUGGCAAUACUGGUGCUGGUAACGAGAAGGAAAAGAAGAGCAGCAAGAAGGAUAAAAAAAGCUACGACAAGGAUAAAGAUCGGACUGAUUCAUCCGGCGUACGGAAAACGGAUCAAAAAUCGAGCUCUUCGGCGGGCGGUGCUAUCUUGUCGAAGGAUACAUCAAAAUCAGCCCCCGGUCCCGUGGGAUCGGCCAGUAAAACCAACUCCUCACAUCACUCCACCGACGGUGCCCUAGGGAACAAGGAAAGUACCGGCAGCAAGUCGUCAUCUGGCGUCCCGACAAAUAAUGCCAUCGGAAACACCGCGGGACCAGCAGCCGGUGGUUUCACGAAAGAAAAGAAGGGUGAUCCGGGGUCCGGAGCUACGAAAUCGGAUCAAAACACUGGACCGGCGUCGUCGAAAGUGACCGAAAAACCGCAAGACUCGAAAGAUCGGGAAAAGGACGAACGGAGACAUAAGCACAAGAAAAAGGAUAAAUCGAAGGACAAGGAAAAGGAUCGACCGUCGAGUGGGAAGGACAAGAAGGAUCGCCAGAAGGAAAAGGCGGCUGGUGACCACAAAGCAGCCGCCACCGGCUCGUUCUCAACUCCAACGCGGGAAGCGAACGAGGGUAGCGCUACCGUGCCAUCGAAAGCAAAGCACGCCCCAACCAGCGUCGAUCCAACCACCAAACCAACCGGUCACGAUCGGCAGCAGCCCACUCCAAGCUAUGGUGCCAGUGGGGCGCAGCAAAAGCAUCACGGCGUCGUGAAGACGUCCACCACACCGAUGACCGCACCACUGAUUGGUGAUAUCAGUGAAGGGGAACAUUCAGACGGCUCCGAUACUCCCGACAGUCGGCCGCCGUCGACAGUAGCCAACGAAAAAGAUUCGGAAGCAUCGAACAGCAGCAUAGCGGAUCUGAUCGGUGGUAAUGGCCCGCAUCACCAGCAACAACAGGCACAGCAACAGCAGCCCCGAUCCUCGUCGACAACUUCCACCAGCACGACCGGAUCCACACGGCGAGAGCCAGCUCAGAACUCGUCGGAACGGCAUCAUCACAAGUGGAAAAAAGAGAAACCACCCAAAGCAGGCGGAAGUUCGGCGGCCACGGCAACACCUCCUCCGGUGCCAGAUGCGAAGGACAGUGCGUCCAAGGAAUCGAGCAAGAAGCGCAAGCGAAAAACUAAAGACAAUGAUCUGGCAUCCGAAAAGGGACCGAAAGACGGAACGGCCACUACUGAACCGUCGGUGGCGACUGGUCGGCGUAGCCCCUCGCCACCGUCACCGCCCGCUUCGACCGGCAGUCUGAUGGAACCGCCGGCUAAAAUACCGAAAAAGGACGACCAUCUGUUCGACAGUGGUAUCGGUGUCGACUCUGCCAAUAACAAUAACAUUAUCACGAAGCAAUCGGUUGGCACUGCGGGCACCGUCGCUAGUGGUGGUGGCAGUGGUGGUGAUAAUGGUGGCAGCUCAUGGUCCAGUGGAACGGCAGGAACUGGCCAGGGCAGUGGAGCGCCAGGAAGCGGUGCCAGCGAACUAAGCAACUCCACCACCACUGCCAACAACACCGCACUGACAGGGGACUACAUGUCGGAGCUGAAGGACUUGCAGCACAAAAUCAUGACCCUGAAGGAUAACAAUGAGCUGCAGCGCGUAGUGGAAAUGAUUGCCGCUACCGGGUGCUACGAAAUCACGAAGUAUACGUUCGACUUCGAUCUGUGCGCCCUGGAUCGGCCGACCGUGCAGCGGUUGCAGGAAUUUUUCGCCAGAACUUGAUGCUAGAGCGUAGCGAUCCUUUUCGAACAAACGGAACAAAACUGCGAAGUAAACGCAAUUUAGAUUAAGAGUCAAGGGUCGAGACAGAAUUACUGAUAGAACGGUGUUGAAUUUAGUAUUCAGUUUUGAAGUACUCUACAAUUUGUGCACGUUUUGCUGUAGAUAUAUUUAUAUUAUUUGGUUAAAACGGUCGGGCUUACAAAUUUAUACAAAUAUUUGUAUACUUUUCCUGUCGAAAUUACACAAAAAAAUGAAUGAUAGAGAGAGAGAGAGACAGAAAGAGAGGUUGAUUCAGAGAUUUUUUUCGUUUCUUCGCUAGUAGGCUAGGUAAUUCUAGAAACAAAACCCGAUCACAGUAAGCAAAGCCAAGUCGUUUGUGUCGUGAGCCCGCCACCAAGGAUUCGAUCAAGUAUUCUGAAAAACAACCUCCUCGGAAAUCCGCGACGAAUUUUGACUGCUUUGAUUACGUAUUAUUGUAUUAAUUCAUUCGAUUCGAGGCGACAGGAAUCUUUUAGUUUGUGACUAGUUUUGUAUUUUCGUUGGACAAUUAUUAUUGGACAGCAACAGUAAGCCCGUGGGCACUCAUAAAUCGACAAAAAAAGGCGAGUCUCGUUGUUAGAGGCGAUCCUGUUUAUACCGAGGCAUAUCAACCUUCGCGGCAAAUGGCUGGCAGCAGUCUUGGCUUUUUCUCCCAUUUCUUUUAUAUGUAACACAGUAACAAUUUGGCCUUCACUUGAAAGAUAAAAAGAAAAGAAAUACGUAAACCAUAGCUCCACACGGAAGGAGCCUGUGGCUGCCUUGUCCCUUUAUGCAAUCACUAACAGCAGAACCUUAAAAAUGGCCGAAAAGAACCAGUUAAUUAUGAAGCAAACAUAGAUAAGACACACAAGUCACAGUGGCAUCACGAUAAUUGCGUACGGCCGAUUUUGCCAAUCCUUAUUUAUAAAUCCUUGUUCGAUGCUAUAAUCUCUUCCCUGCCACACGCAGAAACUAUCACGAUGCAAUACUCUUUCCUCUCAUCCUAAGGAGAAGGACGCCACAGAACAGGACGACGGAGCAAGACAGGCGAAAGUCACAAUUAGUUUGUAGGACCCUGUAGCAUCCAGCGGUUAAGAUAGCGAUUAAUCAUUCGUCUCUCGUUUGCACAACGAUUUUUCUUUGACCGUUACCAGAAGGGACUUGCACUGCGCAGAAUUAGACCGGCACCACUGGCAAGCUUCUUGUGGAGCGAAGGGCCAUCUGUUGCUAACAGAAAAACAACGGAAGGGGCCGAAAGAACUGAACUCUUAUCUCGGUGUACGUUGAUAAACGUUGUACAUAGCACUGAAAAUGUAAAAUACAUUGUAAUGAAAAAAAUAUCGUGAAUUAGCCGAUUCCAAGCCGAUUAAUGAUCACGCGCAAGGAAUGGAGAUACCCACUUGUAAACCUAUAGAGACGUACAGUUACACAGCUUAUUUUGCGCCACUAUGAAUCACAAUACAGCACUCCCGGGCUAGAACGGCUUCAGGGGAAAGAUUAGAGUGUUUUCUUACGUUCGUAAAAAAGUAUUUAUGAAUAUAACAAUUACAUUACACGCCAGCAAAAUGGGUAGUGUGGACGAGCGAUUGGAGGAGCCACAGCACAGAAAGCGUGUUUAGUUACAGAGUUGGAGUUGGCAGGCUUCGAAAGAUCACGAUCGCGCAUGGAGCGCGCAGGAGAAAUAUGCUAACACGCAGAUCACGCAGACGCAACGCAGUGUUUUAGGCUGUCGCGACCUAACCACAGGACUACAGGACAUCAUGUAACAGUUGUUUAUUGAUAUGUACCUUAUCUUACACCGAGUAGCAUGAGACAUACACAUAACGUGAAUGGGGCCUUUCCCAGGUGUAGUGGAGAAGCAGGUGAUGGAAGAAAUCAUAAUAAAACCA